GAAGUUUCCCCAAAAUUGACGGAGGAGCUUUUCAAAAUGUCGACUGCUAUGCUGAAACCACAGAAAUAGGUCUAUUUAUUUGGACUGGGUUUGAAAACGACCUACAACGAACAACUUCAACAAAAACAACAUUGAUUCAGUUGCCUGGCUGUACAUAGGACUUUACUCGCAUCCUCCAAUUCCUUACGUUAUUCAUGUGCCAGGCACCAGGCAGGAGAAUCCAAGUAAAGGAUCAUUUUUCAGCAGUUUUUAGUGUAUGUACCGGUAUACUAUAGUCACUCACACUCGGUCACAGACUCACUGUGCUGUGCUGUGACUGUGUGAGCUUGAGUGUGAUUCCAUUCCAGGCCCACUCACACUAUUGCGAGCUAAGAAAUAAUGGCGCUAAGAAAUGCAUCAGUAGCCAACAGUGAGAUGAAGGAAAGAAAGCCAGAUGUACCAUCAGCCUCACAAGGAGAAGAGCAUAUCAAAGAGGAAAAGGAAUCUGUAAGAGCAUGUCAAAGAUCAAGCCCUCAACUACCUAUAUUUGAACUGCUGCUUUAUGGCUUUGUGGUUAUAACUGUUUAUUGUUAUGCCACAUUCAAACUCUUCAAAGCUUCACAAGAUUUCCAGAUAAAGACAAUUAAUGGGCGUGGUCUACUUCAGCCAGGUUGGGACAUCUUGGGAAGGAGGUACCAAGAUAUGAUGCCUGGGGAAUGGAUCCAUUGGCAGUUCUUUACCCUUCAUCCUAUAUCUCUGGCUCUAUAUGCAGGACAUCUGAUAGGUGGAUUAUUUGUCUCUAAAUACCUACCAAAUCUCCGGAAGAGUUUCUUGAUCUGUUCAUCUGUGAUGAGUACUGCAGUCAUUGUCAGUCCUCAAGUCUUUGGUCUCUUGCUACUCCAUGCCAUCAUAGCCUACUUAGUUGCAAUCCUUGGUCGACGUACAUGGUUGAUAUGGAUAGCUGUCCUCUCUCAGCUUUCAUUCACUGUGGUUGGAUCUUUCUCUCAGUGGCAGAUCUCAUUACUUCCUGGAAUCCGAGAAUACCGUGUCAAGUUCAUCAUAGCCAUGGCCUUUUGCUGUCUACGUUUUAUUGCCUUUGGGGUUGGCUACGUGAAGCAGCAGAGAGAUCAAGAUGAAAGCAGUAAGGAUGAGAGUAAGAAGGAUAAAGAGGAUUCUUGGACUAUCUGGGAUUACCUGUUAUAUGUCUUCUAUCUUCCUACUAGCACCCAUGGCCCCUUCAUGACGCCACAGACUUUCUUUUUGCAGAUCAAGAAUCCCUAUCACCCAUCAAGCAUGAAAGAAUUCAGAUGGGUGUGUCUUAUGUGGCUCCGCCCACUCCUCUGUGCCAUCUUCUUGGAGUUUAUCCAUCAUUUCAUAUAUUUCUCCAGCUUUAUGUUACUACCUCAAUAUCUUGAGAAGUUACCUGUACUUGCAUUGCUUGCUUUGGGAGAGUGGUGUACCAUCAUAUUUCAGCUACAGUAUAUGGUAUACUAUGGUUUUGCUAAGGCUAUGGCUAUAUUUGAUGGGGUUUUGACUCCAGGCUUACCGGCAUGCAUGCAGACUAUACUGAUGGCUACACAUGGAUGGAGGUAUUUUGACAGAGGAGAGUACCAAUUUAUAUUGAGGAACAUCUACAUACCAUUUGGUGGAUCUCAACAUGGCGGUCUCCGGCAGUACUUUGCUCUGCUGAUCAGCUAUUGUUUCACAAGUUUCUGGCAUGGAUUUAAUUAUCAUAUCAUCGUCAUGGUCCUCAUCUUCUGGGUAUUGGUGCAGUGGGAAGCCUUCUCACCUAUCAUUGCCAAAAAACUUGGGGUUAAAAAAUGGGUUGGUAAGAUGUCUCCUUUGAGCAGAAGAAGACUAGACUGUUUCCUUACCGGAGGGAAGUAUCCACUCCUAGUUCUAGCUAUGAUCUUCUUCAUCAAUAACAUAGAGGUUGGCAAGAUCUUUGUCUCCAGGGUUCUUGGUGCAGAAGGUGCAUUGUGGGUUAUAGGAGGACUACUUGGGGUACACUACUGCCACGUUCAGCUGGUAGAGGAGUUCUUCUGCCGUUGUGGAAAGAAGUAUAUCAUGGAAAAAUACUACAUGGCUCCUCCUAAGCUCUGAGUGGGUAAAGACAUCAUAUGAUCCGUGCAUCUGUUACUAGGGAACAAGUUUGUGAUGGGGAAAUACUGCAUGGCAAAUCCAUGGCUCUUUAGAGAUGGAAGACAUUGCCACAUGAUAAGGGAGUGCAAUGGUUACUAGGGAAGAAGUUGUGAUGGAGAAACUCCUCAUGGCUCCUUGGGGGCUCUCAGGGAUAAAAUAUAUUCUGAGAAGAUGAAGGAGUGCAUCAGUUACUAGGCAAGAAUUUGUUAUUGAGAAACACUUUAUGGCUCACCCACAGAUGUGAGCAAAAGACAUCAGGUAUGAGGGAGGGCAUUCAUUUCUAGGCAAGAAGAUGUCAUGAAGAAACACUUAAUGGCUCCUCUGUAGUUCUCAAUGUCAGAAGACAUUAGGUAACUUCAGAUAUGCAUCCUUACUUCCAUGACACUAUAAUUUUGCCAAUAAAAAUGUUGAGACUGCAUUUCUGAGACAACUAAUCCCCUUCUCCAUCAGAUCUUUAUAUUUCUCACAACUGCUCACAUCCAAUUGCCAUCCAUUAAAGUUGCAUGUCAGAAUCUUGACGCUGCCCAUCAAAUGUAAUUGCUAGUAGCAUUCCUAAGCCAAAAGAGGAAUGUGAAGCGCUGGCGUCCAGGUUCCCCCCUUCCUUCGAUAGCACCAGUAAGGGCUACAGUCUCUAAAGCAUUCUUGUGAAGAAUGUGGCCUAAUAAGUGCAAUUGUCGAGUUGCUGACAAGGACAUCUACAUUGCUGACAUGUUCAGUCCAUGAAAUUUUCAUCAUUCUGCACAAAAACCACAUUUCAACAGCUUCCAAUGCUGUUGCAUGGGGUGAUGACCUUGUUUGGAUUCCAGCAUCCAGAUCCAUAGAAAAGCGUAGACCAUACAUAGUAUAACAACAAUCUGAGUCUGAUGGGAAGAUCAAUAGUCUGAGUUGUAAGUACUCUCUACAUGUGCUUUAAUGUAGCUUUUGCAAUUCCAAUCCGUCGCUUGAUUUUUUCACACCUAUCAGAUGUGACUGUUUUUUUAAUAUUUCAUUAUGUCAACAUUGCCAUCAUCAUAUUUUGAUAAGAUAUAAGAACACGAUACACAGAUAUUGGCAUUUUCUCAACUUUUAAUUUCCGUUCGGGAACUGUUAUCCCAAUGUCUCACAUAUUGGUGUAUCACAUUUAUAUAAACAAUUAAUCAACAAAUGAUUUUUACACCAAUGUUUCAUAAACUUGUGCAUCACAGAAAUUUUAAACAAAUUUAUAUACCUGUAGGGGAAGGAAAAAAGUCUGGCUAAGAAGUAACUACAUAGAGACAACCGGGUCACGAGUCACGUGACCAACUGGGAGGAUGGUAGCUCUACCCAGUUUCCCAGUUUCAUGGGCCAAAGGAUCCCCUUAUCAAUAUGCGAUAAUCUUGGCCUUUCCGAGCCAUUAGCUCACAAAGCUCUUGGCCAUUCCUUCCCCUGCGAGCAUCUGGAAUUGAUAAUGACAUUGCCAAGUACGUAAAAACACCCCAUAAACAACACCCGUAGUAAUUUUUAUUGCUGAUUCUUGAUUUACUUGGCUACACAUCUUUUAAUCAAAUACUGGCCAGGGCAGCACUUGCACCAUUUAAUGAGAUUAAAGAUGGAGUAUAUGGUUUCUGCGUAUUGAAGCUGAAAUUAGGUUGAGGGCUACCUGACGCUUUUUUUCCUUUUCACUUUUAUUCAUUAAUUCACUAAAUAAAUGACUAAUGUUUUGUUAUUCUUAUUUUUAUUUUCUUGUUGCUAACAGGUAUGAGACAAAAGUGCUAUUCAAUUUGAUGUUAAUGACAAACCAGUAUAAAAAAAGAAACUGUUCAAGAUAUGAAUUAAUUCCUAAUCAUAUUGGCUGCAUACAUGAUUAGACAUUUCUCCACAAUAUUCCCAGUGCUUUCUUCUUGCUGAUUCUUGGUUCAAAAAAGGAAAUGCAUUCACUAAUCUUGGGGCUGUCUGAGCUCUCUUGCCACAUUACUAAAGUCUUGCCCAUUAAGGGCAACUUUUCUUGUCCUCUUAAAAUCACCAAACAGAAUGUCACUUCCUUCGUCUAACAAGUGGAUUCCAUCCCUAUGAUAGAACCAAUGUUCUUGAGUGUUAAAUUUAUGAGUGACAGAUGAGGUGUACUUGUUCACAGAUUUCCAAACAUUGUCAAUGGCUGCCUGUGGGGUGAUGGCAUGUUCUUGGGCAUAGUUAAGGUGUGGCAAGAUGCUUGAGUAACUAACAUGAUAGUAGGGAAGCAAUGCUCUGGUUGACUGUAGUGCGACAUCUACUGCCUGUCUACAUUCCUUGGCAAUAUAGCGGCCCAAGUCAUUGGAUCCCAUAUGAAUUAUGAUUGCGGCCAGAAUGGGACUGUAUAUUAGCUUCUCUUGGAGAUCACUUGGGAAGUUGCGAAGUGUAGUACCCCCAUGGCCUCACCAUUUAACCUUGUGGCCUACCAGUCCCAGGUUGUGGUCCCCAGUUGUAAUGUCCCUCUCUCUUGAGCUCAUAUGUAGUUGUCCCUCACCAGCCAGAUUCUUCGAUUCCGAGCAUCUGUAUGGAGAAACCAAAUAUCUUUCCAAGUACACAUACUUAAUGGUAGCAUAUGGCUUCAUAUUACAUAUGCAUGAUAGUUUGAGAUAAUUUAUUUGAGACAUGUGCUAUAGAUAUGCAUGGUAAUGCAAAUAUGCAAGACACUAAUUAAGUUGGAGUUGCAUACUACACUUAAUUACACAAGACCAGAUUAAGAUUAAAUAACAAGUUUCACUUUGCCACCUCCCCAUGCAUUUCCUUAAUUUUCUCUUGAGAGACACCAUUCAAUGCUGCAGUUGCCGCUGCCCCAAUAUGAAAUGAAUGUGUUCCAUACUGGUAAAUAUCUGCCCGUGUUGCUCUCAUGGUCUUUUUCUUGAAUUGGUAUCUAGUCAGCGGUAGCCCAUUAACAUGGCAGAAGAGAGGAUCUUGGGCCUGUAAGCUCAAGAAACCUUACCAUUGCAACUACUGCGCAACCACCAUGGAUACCAUUCUCUCUUAUACUGAAAAUGGUGGUAGAUCUAUGCUGAUCCGUUUUGAGUGCAGUGGGGCCCAUUCCGUAAUUUGAUAUCGUGGAACUGUAUCAUUUUCUUAGCGUCAUGUCUAACCCUAGCUUUAAAUUUGCCUACCCUUGAGAAACCAAAAGGCUAAUAGAAAUGCAUCUUGGAACAAGCAAGCUUCAGAAAAGGAAGAACAUAUAUUAGGGGUUCUCAAGCCGGCCCGCGAGACUCUGCUCGGUGUUUUUAAUCACUUUUAAGUCACAAUAUGAAACAUUACAUUGUGUAUCCAUGAAGACCUAACUGUAAUAAAAGUAAUGGCAGUCAAAUUAAUUUGACUUUUAAACAAAGUUUAGUAGAGUCUUUUCUGUCUGUUCGAUCUACUUUCUUAUUAGAUGGCCAGCACUGUUCUCACCAUGUUUGGAUGCAAAAGUGCAUUAAGAACUAACUCAUACCGAAGUACCUUGACAGGGGACGCGGAACGAUUUUCAAAGGGGGAGGGCUGGCCAUUCAAAAAAAUCACAAUCAUAUGGUAAUUUUUAUGUUUUUGUACAUGGUUUUGGAAAAAAGUGGGGGGGGGGCUGAAGCCCCCGCUUCCGCGGCCCCUGCUUGACCAGUGAACAUUUGCACCAGUGCCUUCGUCUGGCAAUUACACCUUCUGUGCCAAGGUUCAAGCAACUUGUUGCUGACAGAUUGUCACUUUUCCCAUAUUGAAAGUGACUAUAGGAGACUGACAUCCUUGUUAGAGUCUACAACAGACAUGCUCUAUUAUUCAUUCUACUUUGACUACAAAAAAUAUUGAUACUUCAAGACAUUAUCUGUCUCCCCAAUACCAGGUAUGUAUAGGUACAAUCUAGAUUCCUGUUAACAAAGUACUACAAUUUUGUUAUCAUUAGUAUUGACUCGCUGUAUUUUGAAAUCUUGUCUAAUUUUGCCUGCGUUUUAUAUGAAACUGUUAUAAAUUUGUUGGAUUAAAUGCUCCCAAAAUAAGGGCCAGAUUGCACAAUAGAGCAUCUAGGACCCCGACCACAAGGGUCAUUGCGCUUCACGCACAUUUUUUUCUAAGUAUCCACUUCACCCAGGCCCUUUCAGGUUUAAUCGGAGUCUUAUCUGACCCUUCAAAGAAAAAGUUUGAGAACCCCUGACAUAUAUCAUAGACGGUUGGGAGGAUUUUAUUUAGCAAGGCUAAUGUGAUUGGGAGGCAACUGUCUCUUCGUUUUAGCCAGGCUCGCCGACAGCCUUCCUGCAUUUUCUUAAUAAUUAGGAAGUGUUUGGUCGGGUCCUGCCACUCAUACAUUUUAUGUACUAUACGACAGUGCGGCUAUCCGUUGUGCAACUGUUGACACGGCCAACCAAUUAAGAGAAAGCUGAGUGAUGAAGACCAUUACCAGUCAAUUCAUUCCGGAAUUUUCGUUUAUAGAGCAGGUAAUACCUUCUCUAUAAACGGAAAUUCUGGAAUGAAUCAACUACUCCCUGAUAACAGACUUUUGUCCCCUCCAAUUGAACUAAAAGCAACAGCAGACAAAUCUAUCUGCCAUAGCCAUUCUGGUGUUGGUGAUCGGUUGACCUCCACAUCCGGUGCCAGUUGGCGGAACCUCCUCAUCUGCAUUCGAGAAAAGGAGUCGGCAAUUGAGUUAUCCUUAGAAGAAAUGUACACUGCUUUAAAUAAGAAUUUCGUUCUUCAACCAUUCCAAGACCAAGAUCCGAACCAGGCUUAUUAAUUUGUUGCAAUGUGAAUUUCUUAAUGAUACUUUUGACAGUCAUAUUUAUCAGUGUGAAACCAUAUUCUGUUUCCUUUCAGUUGUGGACCCAUACCAUAAUAGCCAUUAGUAUUGGCAUCAAUUCUUUCCAAGCAGUGGAGUAGUCUCCCCUUACAUGGUAAGGCCAUCUGCCAUUGAACAAUUUUCCUUGAAAGUAGCCCCUGUAACCUAUAUCUCCACUAGGAACAGUGAACAAGUCCAAAUCCGUACCUGCAGCCCAUUGCCGGGAAUGAAUUACAGAGACUCGUUAAUAAGAGUUGAGGAAUGUCAUCCAAAUUCUUAAGUCUUUCCUAGCUCCCUCCGAAAUGAAGAUCCUUUCAUUGGCCCCUGUGUGCCCUUUAGUUAGAUUUAUAACUCUUCUCAAGAAUGCCCUACCUGGCUUUACAGCCCUACAAACCAAGUUAGCCUGGAGGCAGAACCCAUCGCAAGGAAAUCAUCAAUGCAAUGCAACAUCAUGUCUGAAUUUGUCUGUUUCCGUAUGCAAUACUCAGUGAAAUU
Molecule: messenger RNA, 7339 nt
Organism: Lytechinus pictus (painted urchin)
Lineage: Eukaryota; Metazoa; Echinodermata; Echinoidea; Temnopleuroida; Toxopneustidae
Product: protein-cysteine N-palmitoyltransferase HHAT-like
Exons: 12
Coding region: 379-2082 (567 amino acids)
Biological process (GO): protein palmitoylation
Cellular component (GO): endoplasmic reticulum
Molecular function (GO): palmitoyltransferase activity
Source: RefSeq, a predicted model, not a curated record